AUGAGUGGCCUCGACGGCUCGCGCAAUGGCUCGCACAGCUGCCCAUGUGCGCCUCCCCUGCCCGCGGCGCAUCGGCGCUACCGGCUCGACGAGUUGUGCCAUUGUCAAAACGAAGAAGCCGUCUCGAUCGUCUCGCUCGAGUCCACUCAUGGCUGCAUCGAGCGGCUUCUUCACAUCGUCGUCGAGAUUCCCCUGCGCCACCCCCCGGGCGACGCAAAGAAGGGUGCCAGCCUGUUCAAGACGCGCUGCGCACAGUGCCACACCGUCGAGUCCGGCGGCGGCAACAAGAUCGGCCCCGCCCUGCACGGCCUCUUCGGCCGCAAGACCGGCUCCGUCGACGGCUACUCGUACACCGACGCCAACAAGCAAAAGGGCAUCACGUGGGAGGAAAAGACGCUCUUCGAGUACCUGGAAAACCCCAAAAAGUACAUCCCGGGCACCAAGAUGGCCUUUGGUGGCCUGAAGAAGGAGAAGGACAGGAACGACCUGAUUGCCUACCUCAAGGAGUCGACCGCUUAA
This is a messenger RNA of Hirsutella rhossiliensis, 519 nucleotides long. Its product is annotated as cytochrome c domain-containing protein. The transcript has 3 exons. Lineage: Eukaryota; Fungi; Ascomycota; Sordariomycetes; Hypocreales; Ophiocordycipitaceae. Gene Ontology annotation, cellular component: mitochondrial intermembrane space. Gene Ontology annotation, biological process: mitochondrial electron transport, cytochrome c to oxygen; mitochondrial electron transport, ubiquinol to cytochrome c. Gene Ontology annotation, molecular function: heme binding; electron transfer activity. The record is from RefSeq and is a predicted model, not a curated record. Bases 1 to 519 code for a protein of 172 amino acids.